GUUAAACCCCAAUUUGGAGUCGAGGUCGAGGGUUUUGUAAUUGUUUUACAGGGGAAAAGACCAUCUUCACCCAGAGCAGAGCUAUUAUCACGAUCAAAUUAAUCCUGUAGUUUCCUCAGCAUCUCAAAAUGCUGUCUUUUCGUGGAAGUAUUCAGUUGGUUCAAAGGCAUUACUGUACUGCGAACACUUCUUCACUUAUAACAAGAUUUCUUUCUUCGAAAUCUACAGGUCAUCUACUUGAGCGAUUACCGCAAGGGCUCCCUUCUCCAUCGCAGCAGGUAAAUUUUGGCUCUCAAACUGAGUCAUCGACAUCAGUCAACUAUUAUGGUAGAAGUACAAGUGCGGGUAUGUUUCAACCUUUUGCUAGUAGGUGCAUUUCGACGGUUGGAAAUUCUGUUGCAUCAGCUUCACAAUAUUCUUCUGCUGCUGUCCCUAAUGUAGCUCCCCGCAUUAAAUUCAAGAGGCUUGAUAAAACUGCUAGGCACAUAAUGCAGAUUCUAGAUAAGGAAGCUGUGGAGGAAGUGAAGGGACAGAGAGAGAUACCAGAUAUUAGGCCUGGUUACAUUGUGCAACUUAAAGUGGAAGUCCCUGAGAAUAAAAGACGUGUUUCAAUUGUGAAGGGUAUUGUUAUAGCCAGGCGUAAUGCUGGUCUAAAUACUACAUUUAGAUUAAGGAGGCUGGUAGCUGGGGUUGGAGUUGAAAAUCUCUUCAUGCUAUACUCGCCCAACAUAAAGGAGAUAAAAGUGUUGGACAAGAAGAAAGUGAGGAGGGCCAAACUUUACUAUCUCAGGGACCGGAUGAAUCCUCUCAAGAAGUAGUCGGAAGAUUUACUGUUAGUUCCUUGGGAAAGAUGUUGGGUCUGGAUUACCUUUGUGACAGUGUCUUGAACUAUUUUUGCGUCCAAUUUACCCUAUUUGGUGCUUUUGUUAUUUUAUGGAAAUUAGUCUUAUCUUGUAAGCUUCUCAUUCAUCUUUUAAGGGUUUUUUUGUUUGCGUGUAAUUUGCAGCUCGGUGUGUUUUAACGUUAUAGAUUACAAUGUAACAACCAAGCAUGCCAAUGUGUGUUUGUCAAACUCUGAACUGUGCUUGAGCAUUGCAACUACAAAUGACGCAUUCUGGUUUAUUUAGCAAUCUUUUGUGA
Mangifera indica (mango) is the source of this 1140-nucleotide messenger RNA. Its product is annotated as 50S ribosomal protein L19-2, chloroplastic-like. Gene Ontology annotation, biological process: translation. Gene Ontology annotation, molecular function: structural constituent of ribosome. Gene Ontology annotation, cellular component: ribosome. Lineage: Eukaryota; Viridiplantae; Streptophyta; Magnoliopsida; Sapindales; Anacardiaceae. The record is from RefSeq and is a predicted model, not a curated record. The transcript has 5 exons. Bases 129 to 818 code for a protein of 229 amino acids.